CUUUCAUUUUCCAAAAAACCUCCAUGAGUUCUUUCACUGCUCGGGCUUUUCUGUCACCAAAAACCAUGGUAACACGGCUGGCAGGAGCUGACUGCAGCUAAUGCAGCAAACACCAACACACACACACACACACACAGCUACUGCUGCAAAAGUUCCCCACCAGAGCUGGGCAAUUGACGAUSUGCAACCCCCAAGGGCCGCAGGGCUUCAGCGGCCAGAUUUGAGCUGUAAUCAAAGCGGACAAGUCGAACUUUAUUAUCAAGCACUCGAUACGAGCUGCAGGAUCUGUCGACUGCAAACGACAGCACACAUSAGAGUUUGAAUAUGACUUGGACUGGGCUUUAAGGACCGACACCAAACUUUGCUGCUUUUUAGUUCGGUCUUAAAUUGAACAUUUGAAACUUUUCAUGCUGCUGCUGCGAAGUGUUGAAGCUGAUGACUUGACGAGAGGGCCUGGAAACCUUUCAGUCCCUCUUCACAGUGGUUCCCAGCACAUCCCUUUGACUCUGCCUGGGGCCCAGAGUGGGACACGCAGUCGGGCAUCAACAGGCCGUGAGGACAAACGGGCUUUUGGACCACCAACGUGGUCCCGCGAUGGGGAAGACUGGGCAGAGCACAGUGGACUUGAACUCGCCAUCAGAGGUCAAACAAGCCGUCCCCUCUGAGGAGCUGGAGCCUGCGGUGCCCCCUGAAGAUGAGACGCUGAAAACGGGGGGUCUACCUGAGCGGGGGAGCUGGAAGGGGAAGUUUGAUUUCCUGCUGUCGUGUGUGGGCUACGCCAUUGGUUUAGGAAACGUCUGGAGGUUUCCUUAUCUGUGUGGCAAAAAUGGUGGAGGUGCCUUCCUGAUCCCAUACUUCAUGACCCUGGUGUUUGCUGGGAUACCUCUUUUUUUCCUGGAGACAGCUCUGGGACAGUUCACCUCCGUGGGUGGACUGGGGGUGUGGAAACUCAUCCCCAUGAUGAAAGGUGUUGGUCUGGCUGCAGUUGUCCUCUCCUUUUGGUUAAACAUCUACUACAUCAUCAUCAUCGCUUGGGCUCUUUACUACUUGUUCAACUCCUUUGGUUCGGAGCUUCCUUGGCAGAGCUGUGAUAACUACUGGAACACAGAGGACUGUUUUUCCAACUACAGCCUGGCGGACACCACCAACCUGACCAGUGCUGUCACAGAGUUCUGGGAGCGGAACAUGCACCAGCUGACCGGUGGUCUGGAGGAGCCUGGAAAGCUACGCUGGCCGUUAGUGGGCACUCUGGCUCUGUCAUGGAUCCUGGUCUACUUCUCAAUCUGGAAAGGAGUGGAGUGGACUGGAAAGGUGGUGUAUUUUUCUGCCACCUAUCCGUACUUCAUGCUGUUCAUCCUGUUUUUCCGAGGGAUCACACUUCCCGGCGCCAUAGAUGGCAUCCUCUUCUACAUCACUCCCGACUUCAACAAGCUCGUCCGAUCUGAGGUGUGGCUGGACGCAGCGACUCAGAUCUUCUUCUCCUACGGCCUGGGCCUGGGCUCGCUCAUCGCACUGGGAAGCUACAACACUUACAACAACGAUGUCUACAAGGACUCUGUUAUUGUGUGCUGCAUUAACUCCUGCACCAGCAUGUUUGCUGGAUUUGUCAUCUUCUCUAUUGUUGGCUUCAUGUCGUACAUCACUAAGAGACCUGUGCAGGAACUGGCAGCUUCAGGUCCAGGUUUGGCAUUUUUAGCCUAUCCUCAGGCAGUCACCCAACUCCCCAUGUCUUCUCUAUGGGCCAUCCUGUUUUUCUCUAUGCUCAUGAUGCUCGGCUUGGACAGCCAGUUUUGCACAGUCGAAGGUUUCAUCACAGCCCUCGUGGAUGAGUAUCCUCUGGUGCUGAGGAAGAGGAAGAAGGUCUUCAUCCUCAUUAUUUGCUUGGUCUCCUUCAUCAUUGGUUUCUCCAAUAUCACUCAGGGUGGUUUGUAUGUCUUCAAGCUGUUUGAUUACUACUCGGCCAGCGGGAUGUGUCUUCUCUUCCUCGUCUUUUUCGAAACAGUGUCCAUAGCCUGGUUGUAUGGGGCUGAAAGAUUUUACAAGAACAUCGAGGACAUGAUUGGCUAUCGGCCAUGUGUCUGGUGGAAGCUUUGCUGGCUCUACUUCACGCCUCUGAUCUGCCUGGGGGUGUUCACCUUCAGUGCCAUCGAAAUGACCCCGCUAACCCUUGGAAAGUACGUGUACCCGCUUUGGGGCCAAGUUGUCGGUUGGCUUAUGGCUUUGUCUUCAAUGAUCCUUAUCCCAGGCUAUGCAAUCUACAUGUUCUGCACCACCAAGGGCAGCAUCAAACAGCGUUGGCGGAGGAUGACAACCACCCAGGAGGACAAGAAGCCGUCGGAGCCUGAAGAAUUCACACACGCAGGAAGCGUGGGGGAAGCUCCUGUCUAGCCAAGAUUGCUCAGGUUCAAAUGAUCGGACUGUCAGGACUUAAUGUGGUCUUUGGGGGAAAAUUUGACAAAUGGGCGAGUGAAGUGUGCAGAGGAAAAAGCACUUCACUUGUUUGACUCCGGCUCACAUCGCAGUGGGAAACUUUUGAUAAAUGAAGAAGACAUUUCCUUUGGCAGUAAAACCUCUGACCACAAACUGAAUGGAACUGUAGCUCUUCGCUGCUCCUGUACAUCUGGACUGAAGUCACCACUUUUGUUUCUGAGCUUCCCAUUAAUGUCCUGAAAGUUGUCCAGAUGAAUUAAAAAAUCUGGAACAUUUGGAUAUAAAGCGUAUAAGUAGAGUAAAUCAAAUUGUUUACUCUACUUUCAUGCUUUUAUGACGUGUCAAAAAAAUAAAUAUAAUUUUUAAGUGAAUUUAGGUAUAACAGUCACCCCACACAAUUAAAUAUUUUUUUUAGAUUCAUGCUUUUAGCUUUGAGUUCUGUUUAUUAAAUAAUGUUCAUGACAUGUUUAGGACUUUAGAAAACUACAUAUUAUUGUAAUAAAAUUGCUAAAACUUGUAAAUUUUGAAAAAUAAAGGAAAAAGACAAAAAAUGCACAUCUAAAGCACUUUAAUGAGCUCGGUGAGAAUACUUGGAUCUUUUAAAGGACUUUGAGCUUAUACUCUUAUCCAUAAAUAGGGGUUUAAAUGCACAGUUAUAACAUUAAAUAGCUACAGGUCUGCACAGCUUUAGUACUAUAAUACUGCUUUUAAGUCCUUUAGCAUUUAAUCAUUGGUUUUGUCAGUGUCUAUAAAAAAAUAUUGGGACUUUUUUAUCAACCUAAAAGAGUGUUUUGUGGCCCGUAUCAGCAUAGUUACAUUUUAAGUAAAAACACCAAUGACAUAAUUUAUUUAAGUGAUUUCUUUUAAACAGUUUGGGGAAAAUACUUCGUAAAUUAACCAACAUUUAAAAAUCCUUCAAUUUAUUUUCACAGCAGUAAUAGACUUAACUACGUUUGCAUGCUGUAAGGUCUAUAACACUUUGAAGUGUUUAUCUUUUCGGCUGGAUUGACAAAUUAUGAGAUGUGCCUCAGUUUUCAUGUCAGUAAAAACUGAUUAAAAACAUAAUUCUACAACGUGAUGCCAUUCUUUAUUGUCAGUAAGUCCCACUGUGACAAGGAAAUGACUCCGGUAACUGUCAAUAUAUAGUUUGCAGAAAAGUUGCAUUAUAUAAGUAAACAGUACUAUGUCUCAUUCAUCUUCCAUUUCAAUCCUUAUGUUCUCCUUAUUAACACCAAACACACCAAAAUGAUGAAGUGUCAAAUCAUCUGAAACACAUCAUCUUUUUUGUAUUUGCUCCUGAUGGGACUAUUAUUCACUAAGUAAAAAUCAUGCUCUGUUAAACAAGAUGCAAAACUAGAGAUUCAGACCAAACGAUAAGUCAAACCAUUUCUUUCACAUAUUAAUGAGAUCUUUCUUUUUUUAAUGUGCUGAUAAUAAAUAAACUAGAAAAGUUGCUGGAGAAUGCAUUCAAUAUUUUACUCUAUUAACGUGUCUGCUAUGCAAUAGUAUAAAUGUGACAUAAAUAAUGGUGAGUAAAGUCAAGACUUAAUUCUUUUUGUAUUAGCAUUUUCAUAUUAAAGCUGUUGUGUUCAGCUUCCAUUGUGCUGACAGAUAAAACUGUGCAAAACCCUGUUUAGUUUCUGAAUAACUUAAUAAAGUUAAACCCAAUAACUGAGGCAGAACGUUGGGGUGAAUCGACUUAAAUCAUCUUUAAUUGCAUGUUGAUAUACUAGAAAGAGAAAUCGAGGGGGAUUCAAAGCCAACUGAGGGACAAGAUGGCAACACUCAGUGUCCACCGGUUUAUGACCUUUCUGUAUGAGAAUGAGCAAACAGUGUGGGGAAAACCCAACAAGAUCAUGACGCUGGCACGGCAGAGCCCUUUUUUUUAGAAAUAUCUUCAUGAAAGGUUACUUAACAUUUGCUACACUUCCAAAAUGCUACAUUGGAUGUCCUCUCAAAUAUAACAAUAAAGUGUGUCUUGUUCUUAGCACGCAUACUCGUCACAUCUGCUCCCCAAAAUGCUUACUGUUCAAAUUGUGCUGCUAAAAACAAAGGAGUCAUAAAAUACAGAAACAAAAAAAGAAGAAUUUAACAGGCGAGUGCUUUGUCAUGAGGCACUGAAACAUACCUGCUA
Austrofundulus limnaeus is the source of this 4564-nucleotide messenger RNA. It is a transcript of the gene slc6a1l, whose product is annotated as solute carrier family 6 member 1, like. Lineage: Eukaryota; Metazoa; Chordata; Actinopteri; Cyprinodontiformes; Rivulidae. Gene Ontology annotation, molecular function: gamma-aminobutyric acid:sodium:chloride symporter activity. The transcript is spliced from 15 exons. Gene Ontology annotation, cellular component: plasma membrane. The record is from RefSeq and is a predicted model, not a curated record. Gene Ontology annotation, biological process: sodium ion transmembrane transport; amino acid transport; nitrogen compound transport. Bases 595 to 2388 code for a protein of 597 amino acids.